ACGCGCACGUAUGUGUCAUCCGUUUGUUUACAAAAUCUUGGCACCUUCAAACAUCGACAAUGCGGCGAACAAUGAACGAAAGAUCAAGAUUGAUCGACCGCCAUAUAUGAACGCCACUCGGACACGCGAUAUGCGUUUCGUGCUGUAGUUCCUCCAAGUGAAUACUCGUCGCGAGAAGGUAACAUAACCUGACGUAACCUCAAAACCGCGCGCGUUUCACGGGUUGUACCGGGUUGCGCGCGAUGACGGGCCGCCGCGAGUGCUUUUGAUUAACGGUGCGGUGUGCGCUCGAGAACUCGCUAUCGGUGGCAGGGAAUCCUCUAGAUGGAUAAUGAGUGAGUCCGAUGACACGGACGUCCUGCUCCUGAUCCCGCCUGAUAUAUUCCACGUGCCGUCCUCCGACUCGGACGUCAGCUCGAGCGAUCUCACGAGAACGGAUCGCGCCAAGACCGGCGUCAUCUCGGAGCUGGUGGAGCACAUGCAAUCGCUCGAGACCCGGAUCUCCGCCAUCGAGUCCAGGGACAAUAGUCUGGAGGUGUCCGUGUUGAACAAUUCGUUGGACUCUCACGGAGCCUACGGUGGCACGUGUUGCCCUUACUAUCGGCAGACUCUGCCCAGAACCAAGUUCUCUGUAAGUCAAAGCUCCAGUCUGCAAAAUACCACCGUGAAACCUCGUCAGUCUCUCUCCGUUCCCGUUACUCCCAGCGGAUGCACGUCGCAGACUUCUACUAAUUCUCUGAGGAAUGACAUGCGACCGGGAUGCUGCUCUCUGACAGCCUCCGUCGCUAAAUCAACCACUACUACUAUUACUAACACUCUUGCUCGGGCCAAGCAUGAUGGUGUAACAUCGUACUCCGACUCCUACGUGGUGCCUCCUCCUGUUUCCUGUGGUACUGGGCUUCCGCAUGCCACUAUGUCCGCGCAAAAGGAAUCUCACUUGUCUCUCCGUUCGAAUGAUUACUGUACAAAUAAAGUUAACUCCCACCCUAAACCCCACAAUAAUUUGCAUCCCGCGAUACUCGCAUCGAACUUAUCUAACGCCUCGAUAGGUCAGCAGCACACCCGUACUAGAAUAGUGCAAGAGAUGGAGCUGGCCGAGGUCGACGAGCUGCUCCAAGAGAUGGAGGCCACCGAAUUAGAAUUAGCGAAAAGAAUAAACAGCACCGGGUAUCAGUAUCGUAAUGAACCGGUUCAGUCCUCAGCUCGAAUCGCUGAUAGCACGGAUAAGCAGGAAAAAGAGACGCAGCGCAGGCUCAGUGGGACAAAUCGAAAAUUGGACUUCCAGUCGUGCAAUAAAGAGUCUCAAUCGACUGAUGUUUUGUCAACGUUUUCCCAAAAGAAAUCGAACAGUGCAUUCCCCGAUGUAUCAUUGCCAUACAGUGAUUCAUUCCACUUGGACGAGACUGAUAAAAUGAUCUCCGAAUUUAAAACCUGGGAACAAAGCGUCCAGCAGUCUGCCCCACGGCCAAAUGGAUAUACGAUGGAAAGUAUGAAAAGUACCGAUCAUCUAUCCAACGUGCUAUCUGCCACUAUCAACGUUGCUAAACCGAGGGAGCUAACGAUGAACCAAAGUAAUGUAUGCACGAACGAAUCGAGCGCAAGCAGCGCACAGGUUGAGUCGAAAUCUUCCACUAUGAAAGUAGAUCCUGUGUCACGCGUUACUGAGUCAGUGAAAUUAGCUGAUCUUCUGCCAACGAGAACUGUGCAAUACAGCAAUACAGAUCGCUUGUUGGAUCUAUACAAAGUGCCACAGCGUAAUGGAAAUUUACAUGAUAAUAAAGAAAAAUUUGAACUUGGUAAAAGCACCGUGCACGUUGGAACAAAUACAGAUUCUCAGUUAAGAAAAUGUCAGCGCAUCUUGUCACUCUCGGAUUUUUGGGAUACUAAUCCAAUCAGGUCGCAUGAAGAAACGCUUAGAAUCAAGCUCGAGGAAGAGAAAUUUCGCAGAGAGCAUUGCGAGCAUCUGAUACAGGAGCUUCAGAAACGCCUGCUGGAACAGCAGGAAAAGGUGGCGGUAGCGGUUAGAGUGGACAAUGAGAAGAAUGUUUUGAUAUCUCAAUUUCACGCGGCUUGGUCGAAGUUGAAACAGCAAGUCGAAAUGCUGGAGACGGAACACAGAAGCUCGCGGACUAAUCUGCAAAAUGUCACGGAGAAGCAUCAGUCCGAAGUCGCGGAACUUCAAUCUCAGAUCAAACGUCUCGAACGGGAAUUAUCGAAAGCGUUAGACUUGGCAGCCGGAUAUAAAGAGAAGAGCGACACCACGAAUAAAGAGAAAAUCGAUUUACUGAAGACCCAUGCGGACGAAUUAGAAAGUUACAAAUCCUUGGUUCAAGAGGCGGAGAAUCGAUGUGAACAAAUGAAAAUUGAAUUCAACGCACUCUUGGGGAAAAGCCAGCAGAGAGAGGAGACAUUGAGAACCGUGCAAUCAGAGUUGAAUAGGGAACGUUUGAGGGAGACUGAGGUGCGAAACGAGAUGGGCCUGAUUCGUAAAGCGUUAGACACCUGCGAAGCCGAAUUGAUAGUGCUCAAACAAGAGAAGGAGCACAUGCAGCUCAAGCUCAAAGAGGAGAUCAACAGGAAUUCGAUUUUAGAGCAAAAGAACUCGUCGCUGCUUGUAUCCAUCGAUGACGCUAAGAAAGCGGAAAAAUUAGCGAAGGAUGAAAUCAAGUCUGUCGCGGAGCAAAAGGAAAAGAUCAGGGCGGAAUUGCAGGAAGUUUAUCAGAAACAGGUGGACGAGGUGGUGAAGGCGAAACUGCAGGAAUUUCAGACGCAGCUCGACACCGCCGAGUCUGACUUUUUAGAGGAGAUGAAAACAAGGCAGCAAGUUAUAGCCGAAUGCGCUGCCAGGAAGAUAAAGGACGUCAUCGACAAACAUCAUUUGGAGAUUAACUUAUUGGAGGAGAAGCACAAAGAAGAGAAACGGUUGUGCGAACUGCAAUUGGCUCAAGCCCUGCAGAAAUCGUCUAUGUUGGAGACGCACUUGAAUUCCCAGCGCGCCACCAAGUCCCAGCUUGCGGAACAGUUGCACUCGGUCAUGCAGAAACAAUGGCAGCAAGCUCUGCACAUUAUAUCGGGUGGUAACACGGACAAUUUAGCUCCGAUUCAAAAGAUUCACGCGGACAAAGGUCCCGUGAAGUCCGAAUCAAUGCCAAAUUGUCACGCUAAACUUUCCCAGGAGCCGACGAGGUACGCGCCGCAAUCGUUGGAGGUGCAAACCGGCGUGCAACCCCUUGACGAUCAGAACGAAAGCGCGGUCACGAUCAAUUCUAUUGAUAAUACGCCGUUGACUAGUAGAAACGGCUCGAAGGAUGACCUUCGGAAAUACGUGAAAAUGUUGGACGCGAACCUUUUGCAGAUCGCGGAAAUGCAGCUGGCGAGGGAGGACAUCACGAAGCACAGAAACUCCAUUUCGAGUCCGCCGUUGGUGUGCAGAGAGGUGCCGCGAAAACAUUAUAUGAAGAAAGAAUUAAGCAUCAAGAGCGAGGACAGCAUUUCAUGGCAGCCAAUUCCCGAGCGGACCAGCAGAGAAGUAAGCCUCCUUGGAAAUGACACGUCAGUUAUGAAGUCAACGACGACGUCGACGACACCGAAGGCGUGGACGAACUCGAUCGCGUUAGCUGAAUUCGAUACGGUGUAACUUAACUAGCAGUAACGCCGGCUUUUGUACGACAGAUUCCCCAAUAUCUAUUUUUUAACGCGAAGAAUUUAAUAAAAGGACGUUUUUACACUUCGA
This is a messenger RNA of Dinoponera quadriceps, 3733 nucleotides long. It is a transcript of the gene Cnb, whose product is annotated as ELKS/Rab6-interacting/CAST family member 1-like. Gene Ontology annotation, cellular component: centriole; centrosome. The transcript has 8 exons. Bases 332 to 3637 code for a protein of 1101 amino acids. Gene Ontology annotation, biological process: centrosome separation; mitotic cytokinetic process; regulation of cilium assembly. The record is from RefSeq and is a predicted model, not a curated record. Lineage: Eukaryota; Metazoa; Arthropoda; Insecta; Hymenoptera; Formicidae.